AUGAGCAAUGAUUAUAAUUAUAUGUUUAAGUACAUCGUAGUUGGUGAUACAAGUAAAUGAAUGAAUAUUUACUAUGAAAGAUGUUGGAAAAUCUUGUUUAUUGUUACAAUUUACAGAAAAUAAAUUUUGUGAUCAUACAGAAAGCACUGUUGGAGUAGAGUUUGGCUAUAAAACAAUAAAAUUAUAUGAUUAAUUGAUAAAGCUAUAGAUUUGGGACACUGUAAAAAUAUUAUUCAUAUUUAUAUAGGCAGGUUAAGAUUCAUUCAAAUCAAUUACAAGAUCUUAUUAUAGAGGUGCUAUUGGAGGAUUAUUAGUGUUUGAUUUUAGUAGAAGAUCAACAUUUGAAGAUAUAAAGAAAUGGUUAAAAGAAAUUAAGACUUUUUCUUGUGAUAAAAUUGAAUUAGUACUCGUUGGCAAUAAAUCAGAUUUAUAGUAAAAAGAUGUAACAAUUCAAGAAGUUGAAGAAUAUGCAUAAUAAGAAAAAUUAGAUUUUUAUGAGACUUCAGCUAAAACAGGUAAAAAUGUUGAUGUUGUCUUUGAAAGUGUAGCUAAUAAAAUUUUAAGAAAAAUCGAAACAAAAUAAAUUAAUUUAGAUGAUCAAGUAUAAAUAGUUUAAUUAAAAUAGAUGUUAGGAAUUAAGGUUAAUUUUAAUGGAAAAGCCAAAAAAAAAAGUAAAUCUUAAAAUAACCUAUCUCCUUAUUAUAAUAUAACAUUAAAUGGAAAAUAAAAUGAAAAAGAGAAAAAUGAAAAAAAUAGUUGUUGUUGA
Molecule: messenger RNA, 766 nt
Organism: Paramecium sonneborni
Lineage: Eukaryota; Ciliophora; Oligohymenophorea; Peniculida; Parameciidae
Source: the annotation of a GenBank genome assembly